AUGUCUUUCUCGGAGGUGAUGAAUUUUAUGUCGUCUUGGCUACGCUUGGCAUUCAAGGAUAAUCAACUCAAGGAUUCUUGGUCAGUGGGUGUGAAAUGUUUAGUCUGUGGUGUGAUUAAUGCUUUGGACACAACUCUGUUCAAUGUCGCUAAUGUUAUUGCCGGUAUCAUCCAAGCCUACAAGAGUGGCAUAACCCUCCAGGGAAACACCACUAGCCUGGGCAGGUGGGACUUCAGUGGGUCUUUCUUCUUCUCCAUCUCUGCAAUAACAACCAUUGGCUAUGGGAACCUGAGCCCCAGCACUGUGGCUGGUCGAAUCUUCUGCAUCUUGUUUGCACUCUUUGGGAUCCCCUUGAACCUUGUACUCCUGAACGAAAUUGGGCAGCUGAUGCUGCUGGGGGUUCAGCAUUGCGCCCAUCACCUAGAGGAGGUGUUUAACUGGCAGAAAAAAGCUUCCCUCCUGAUUAAGACCUGUGCGCUGGUAACUGGCUUGUUAUUGUUCCUCCUGCUGCCUCCCUUGUUGUUCUCUGACAAAGAAGGCUGGUCUUAUGAAGAAGGCUUCUACUACUCCUUCAUUACCCUCAGCACUAUAGGGUUCGGAGAUUACGUGAUUGGGAUGAACCCAGACCGCACCUACCCAGGCUGGUACAAGAACGUAAUCUCUCUGUGGAUCCUCUUUGGGAUGGCUUGGCUCGCCCUGGUUAUCAAAUUUUACAUCAACUUUCUAGAGAGCUCCAGUGACUUCUGUCAGUGCAACAAGAAGAGCACAGAGAUGGCAGAAGAUUUAAUGGAUGGCAACAAAAAUAGUAUGACGGGACUUCACAAUGUGGAGAUCUGCAAUGACAAAGACACAAAAGCAAAAGGACCAGAUGAAUCUCACACCUACACAGCUCCUGCAGAAGCGCUCUAG
Messenger RNA from Leptosomus discolor (cuckoo roller), 909 nucleotides. The record is from RefSeq and is a predicted model, not a curated record. NCBI's taxonomy places the organism in Eukaryota, Metazoa, Chordata, Aves, Leptosomiformes, Leptosomidae.